Molecule: messenger RNA, 692 nt
Organism: Helianthus annuus (common sunflower)
Lineage: Eukaryota; Viridiplantae; Streptophyta; Magnoliopsida; Asterales; Asteraceae
Exons: 2
Coding region: 132-467 (111 amino acids)
Source: RefSeq, a predicted model, not a curated record
ACUACGAUUAUUUUAAACAAAAACCGGAUGCGAGAGGGGCACUUGGAUUUACCGGUAUCCAAAAGUGUACGUCGGCAUUACGAAUCCUUGCUUAUGGUAACACUACCGACAUCAACGACGAGUAUCUAAAAAUGGCGGAGAAAACAACACGAGACAGCUUGGAGCAUUUUUGUCGCGGUAUAAUUGAUGUGUACGGUGCGCGUUAUCUUAGAACGCCCACAUGGGACGACCUUCAAAAGAUCUACGAGGUACAUAAUGCUGAGCAUGGUUUGCCUGGUAUGAUCGGGAGCAUAGAUUGCAUGCAUUGGCGUUGGGAUAACUGCCCGACUGCAUGGCGAGGCCAACACACACGUGGUAACCAAAAAGGACCCACUAUUAUUCUUCAGGCGGUUGCUUCACAGGACCUUUGGGUUUGGUCGGCUUACUUUGGCGUGGUCGGGUCAUGCAAUGAUAUCAAUGUUUUUUAACAAUCUCCGUUGUUAGAGGAGUGGAUUUCUGGCAAAGCUCCAAAAGCGUCGUUUUACGCAAAUGGAAACUACUACCCUCAUGGAUAUUAUUUGAGCGACGGAAUUUAUCCUAGGUAUUCGAUUUUCGUGAAGACGUAUAGUGAUCCUAUUGAUGAAAAAAGAGCAUACUUUAAAAAGGUUCAAGAGUCUUCACGAAAAGACAUUGAGAGAUGCUUUGGGGUUCUU